Messenger RNA from Prunus mume (Japanese apricot), 1420 nucleotides. RefSeq names its product FANTASTIC four-like protein (DUF3049) (gene FAF3). Lineage: Eukaryota; Viridiplantae; Streptophyta; Magnoliopsida; Rosales; Rosaceae. The record is from RefSeq and is a predicted model, not a curated record.
UCUCCUCUCUCUCUCUCUCUCUCUCUCUCUCUCUCUCUCCAAACAAUUCAACAACACAAGAACCUCUCCAUUCUAACCAGCAAAACAGAGUCCUCUGCUUUUCCCCUGUUUCUCAAACAUCACAAAACCAGCAAGACCCUUUUUCAUUCUAACCCCAAGAAACUCAUCUCCAUUCUUUGUCUUCCGCUCUCUCCUUUCAUUUCUUUUUUCUACCAAAAAUUUUAAGUCCCCAUUUCUAAUUUUACAUGGCGACAAUUGUGUGUCAAGGUUUGCAGUCAUGCCUAGACUCUCAUCUUGUGGAGCCAAGGACACUGAGACUGAAGUUCUCUGCACCAGUAGCUCAUUACUUCUCCCCAAAUCCUGGAGUUAAAUCUUGGUUUCCAGAGGCUAACUAUAUAGAAGAGCCAAGGGAAGAGAAAUGCCAUUAUGAGGAGCCCUACAUCAAUAAGCCUGUUGAUGUCCAUGACAAUAACAAGGCCACCUCCAAAACCUCUGAUUUGGGUGGCUGGAGCUUCCUCCAAGCUGUCUCCAAUAUCUCACAGCAAGACCCUCAUAAGGGGGACAAAGAAAAUAUGUACAUCCCUCCACAGGUUUAUAAGACCCCAUCAGCUACUAAGCUGACUGAGAAGAGCUUGGAAUUGUGCACUGAAGACCUGGGCAGUGAGACUGGCACCAUCAUCACAGAAGACAACAUUUUCUCAUCAGAUUCUGAGGCAGAAGCAAAAGGCAAGAAUGUGAUGCCCAGGGAGCAACAAAAACAGCGGCAAUUUUCGGGUGGAAAGAAGGGUAAUGUUGUUCAUAGCUUUCCACCUCCCUUGACAACGAUAAGCGGCUCGGAUUCUAUCCAGGUUAGACCCCACAGGGAAGAUGGGAGGCUCAUAAUGAAGGCUGUCAAGGCCCCAACUACUCAAUCAUGUUUCCAAGCUGAAAGGAGCAAUGGCCGCCUUCGAUUAUGCUUUUCAAAACACUUUGCUCCUAAUUUUGACUCCGACGAAAUUGCCACUCAAGAUGACAAUGAAGGAUGUGAAAAUGACAGGAGUGAGGAAGAAGAAGAAGCAGAACAGCAAGACCAAGAAGUAGUGGGAGAAAAUAAAGAAGAAGAUUUUCUAGAACAAUUAGAAGGUGAUGAUGAUGAAAGUGAAAAAUGUGUGUGUUUGAUUGAAGCUGAGGAGGUGGAUGGCAAUAGUUUGAAGGUUGGGGGUGAUGAGGGAAUGGACAAGUUUGGAAGGCCAAGCAGGUGCAAAGAAGGUGGUGAGCAUGAGAAGAAAGGGUUAUUAAACUGGGAGCCUUUUUGGGUGGCUACUUAAAUCUAUCAUUAAAGCUUUAAUUAAUUAUAAUAUUGGAUCUCUUCAGCUGUUAUCAGAAUUUCUCCAUUUUGUGUUUGUGUUUGUCUCUUUUUGUCCCUUUUUUAUUCUGCAAA